Molecule: messenger RNA, 2705 nt
Organism: Mya arenaria
Lineage: Eukaryota; Metazoa; Mollusca; Bivalvia; Myida; Myidae
Exons: 6
Coding region: 66-2705 (879 amino acids)
Source: RefSeq, a predicted model, not a curated record
CAAGAGCUUAAAAGGAAGCAGUCUGUUGACUGAGUUUAAAUUGUUUUUGUGUUGGAACGUGCAACAUGUCCGGAGACCGUUGGAGCUUAGCUGUGUUUUACAUUGCUGUACUGUUCACAUAUGUUACUGGACCUAAGUUUGUACAGGCGGAUUGUCCAGUGUCACGUUGUCAAUGGUUUCCUUGGAAGUCGUGGUCGGAUUGUUCUAGAACUUGUGGAGGUGGCACACGAUCAAGAAGUCGUUUGUUUUGUUGCAAAUCUAAUUUGGCAAGUGACAUAGCCGCAUGUUUAAGUGACUGUGGUAGGGAUCCAAACGACCGGUCGGGGUUUCAUGACUAUGGUAAAUGCAACACUUGGUGCUAUAAUGGCGGAACGGUUUCAACAAAUGGGUGUAAUUGUCCAGAUCUAUAUUAUGGCUACUGUUGCGACACAGUAUGUCCAUCAAUCGCCGAGUGUAAAUACCGAAGCUGCACAUCAUCCUACAAUGUAUACUGCAAGGAGUGUAACGACAACAAUGUAUUCUUCAAGCGAUACAACGGCGACAAAGAAUGCCAGCGGAUGUGUUCCUGGAACAACCACUAUUGUUGGCCAGGGAGCUGCAGAAAUGGUCUCACCAAGGACUGCUCGUGCGCAGCGGGGUUUACCAGUGUUUCAAAUUAUGUGGAAACGUCGUGUCAACCAAUUCAGAAACCAUCCAUCUUAACAUGUGACACUGUGGCGAUUGGACCAAAUGGUGAAAAGAAGACAGCAAUGUCAUCGAGCAAUUCAACCGAGUGUCAGUAUUUGCAAGAUAUAUAUGGAAAUUAUCAGCCGACAAUUAUGCAGUAUGAUUUGAGCACUGAAUACAUAAUUGACAUUUCCAGCUAUUCGCGCCCUUCAUAUAUUGUUGAACAAAACUUCGGAAUAACGGACGCAACAGUAUAUAUGCAACGCCAAUCCGUAUCAGGUUCGCUCACUACUUUACCAACAAACAGACGACUUACAGAUGUAAAUUCGAGCCAGUCUGUUAGGAGCGCACAUUAUGAUUCACAAAAUUUUACGACUACGUACACACUCGCAAAUGGCCAGGCGUUGUGUUUGGAAUACGAAGUGAAAGGUGGCGGUUACUUGAAAGCCAAAGAUACAAGAACCCAAACUGUUCAAAGCGCUAAACCUUACCACAAAACUGUAAAACACCGAACAGUCUGCUAUCGCUAUGACAGCCAACCACCUGAACACUGUUCACAAUUAUCAACAUGUGGCUCUGAUCCUCUCCAUCUGAGCAAACGGAUCACGCGGUCAUAUUUCCACAACGUCGAGUUUGACGGUUGGUUGGAUCCUGUUCCUCCAGGGGGAGCCUCACACACCGCUUCAUCUAUUGAGAGCUACGAAAUUCGGGUAAAUGAAGUUUUGUCCUCGGAAGGGACGCUAAAGGUAGAUUACGCAAAUAACGUUUUGAGUACAAUGGUUAACCACACAGUCACAAACAUGGAUCUAAAUCUUACUUCAGACACACCAAGGCUCUAUUGUUUAACACUUGAGGUGAAGGAUGUGGCAGGCAAUGUUCGACAGUCACGCCGCUUUGUUCUAUACGAUAACACUUCGUCCAUUCAAAUCUGGACUGAAAAGCCUUUCAGAUUUACAUCAUCGUCACCUGCUACAGAUUACACAUGGCAAACCCAUCACAGCGAUGUCUGUAUAAGCUGGAAAGAUUAUUUUUACAACGAUUUCUACAUUCAAAAUGAACUUCUGAAUCCUAUUGAGCCCGAUCCGGACGAUCUCAUUAGCCACUCAUUCGAGCAAACAACUGGGGAGAUACCUGUUUCUGGAACAUCGAAUGUGUAUGGUAUUAUUGCAUACCAUAUAUCGUGGAGCCUGAAUCACGGUACAUUUUCUGUAGAACAACCUGUCCCUUCAUUCAAAAAUCAAUCAUUUUGCAAGGAUUUGAAUGUUACUGAUGGAGAUACUUACACACUGAACAUAAAGGCUAUUGAUAUAGCUGGAAAUACCCUUAGCGAUAACCGAACUAUAUUUAUUGAUGGCUCUGCACCACACCUCCACGACCUAUGGCUUAUUGAAGACACUAUAAGAUACGAUAUGCUGUAUGUACAUAAAAGCACGGACUUGUCCAAAAUGAAGAUGACGUUUGCCGCACUUGAUCCACAUAGUGGGAUAUCUAAAAUACAUUGGACGUUUGGAAUAGCCGACACAAUGACCGAGCUUCUAAGUGAGCACCAUGCUGUUAUGACCAUAAAUGAUUCAUGCUCAUCAGAAGAAUGCUACUGCCCAGAUAUUGGUUCCUGUGCAUACAUUAACUACACAAUACCACUCGACAAAUUAAAUGUUAAGAAUACGCAUAAUGGCACUCACAACGGAACCUAUUAUUUUACUGUAAAAGUAACAAACAUGGCUGGGCUUUCAACAACGGAACAAAUAGACGUGCUUGUUGAUGAAUGGCCUUCUUCAGAUGGUGAUGUUUACGAAGGUAAGUUGAACACAAUUCAUAUAAUAAAGACACUGCUUGAAUUUCUCAUUAUACAAACUACAACUAUACCAAUUAUGCCUUUGACGUAUUAUUACGGCCUUGAAGUCGAUCGUGCAGCGCUCGAUUACAAGUCAUAUACGUUUCAUAUGAAGGGGACUACUUCAUUUCUUUGCCGGAGUUUCGGGGAAUCACUAAACUAUGAAGGGGAACCAAAACAGCUUAUCAUUCAUUGCUCAUAUUAG